Molecule: messenger RNA, 6414 nt
Organism: Symbiodinium sp. CCMP2592
Lineage: Eukaryota; Dinophyceae; Suessiales; Symbiodiniaceae
Source: the annotation of a GenBank genome assembly
AUGGACGCCCCAAGGGGCUUUUUCAUUUCUGCUGCUGCUCUUGCGCUCUUCGCUUGGCACUGGCAUCUCACGAAAGGACAAGUGGUGACCUGGCUCUCGCUUUGCAGCUUUGGCCCGAAAGGCAAGCCGAACCCGGCGGCCCUUCGGGUGGAAGAGGAGCUCGGAAGGGUGCGGGUGAAGAUGUGCACGAUGUUUCUUUGCGCUUGCAUCCACGUCGUGAUGGUUUUGCUCUUGAAGUCUGCAGUGGAGUUCAUGUGCGAGCCGGGUUUGUGUUCUGGGAUUUGGCUUUUCUGCUUAUCGGUGGUCUACGUCGCCUACAGCUCCCUGGUAGGCAAGCGGCUGGCUUUGACACCUCGGCGUCUGCAUGCAGUACGCAUGGCUCUCAUACUGGUCCACGCCGCAGCUAUUUUCGCCAUCAGCCACGGAUCAAAAGAUACCUUCUUGGGCCAGAUCGGGGUCAUUAUGGCAUCGCAGGUUCUUCAUUCAAUGCUUUUCUCGGCAAAUGCAGCAACCGUCUCCAGUUCGGUGCUCCACACUGCCCUAUACAUCUGGGCCACAGCACAGGUACAUGGCCACAGCGCCGUGGACAUUUGGUUGCUUGUGUCCCACGUGUCCUUGCAGGUCUUUGUGUGUAACAUGAUCCCUUUCUUGCUGGAGCUGACCUUGCGGGAAUGCAUCGAAGCAUCUUUCCAAUCGCAAGACUCGGACUCCUUGAUUCAGGGCUUUCGGCAGAUGCUGAAGGGGAUCUGUGACGGAGAGCUGCUACUGGACGGGGACUUCCAGAUCUGCGGCAAAGCGCCGUGCCUGCAACGGCUCUUGUCAAGCAGAGAGGACUUUGCCGGACACUGCUUUCGGGAGCUUAUCGUCGAUGACAAGGCGAGGGAAGCUUUCGAUAGCUUCCUGGCAAGAGCUGCCGCAGAGCCGAAGCACUUGGAGGCCACGCCGGGAUGCUUGCGUGUACCUCUGAAGACUGCUUCACAAGAAAUCGUCUCUGUGGACAUGUUCCACGUUCCGCUUUCGCGCAGUCUCUACGGCCUGAAUACCAUCCACCAUCUGCUCGCCCUUACGGAGGAUGUCCAUGCAAGGUUGCAUCCAGAGGCAGAGCCGUCGACCCAGAACGUUUGGGAGAGCAGGCGUCCGGCUGCCAGCGCUCCAGCAUCUGCGGCAAGUACAGACACCCACGUGGAAUGCUACGAGGAGCUGGAGGAGAUGACGCUGCUGCUGAACACCAGCACGGAGCUCAUGGACAUCGAAGAAGCCCACAUGCGCUUCGUUCGCAGGACCGACGACUCCAAGGUGCGGAUGGGCAUGCCCACCCUGAAGCGCUUCGCCCGGCCGCUGGACUGGGCCGGACUUGAAGCGGCCCUGCGCGGCUACGCGCGAGGCGUCCGGAAGGCCCAAGCCCAGGGCGAAGAGGCAGAGAAGCAGGUGUUGCCGGGCUUGAUGCUGCGGCUUCCGGGCGAGUCGAGGAAGCACCUCCUCUCCAGGAGUCUGGCCGUGAGCUCCCCAUUCGAGCGCAAGAAGCACGACCCCAUCCACCUCUACCUGCACAUGAUGGUCCUUCUUAAAGUGGACAUACGCUUCUACCUGCGGUAUCGACGUCAUGUGGCGGUGACGAUAUUGGUUUUAUCAAAGUCAGCCGGGAAGCUCUCCUUUCCUCCCGGCCCUCUUCUUGGAAAGGUAGCCGACCGGGACUUGGGAAGCAGUGGGGCCGAAGCUCCGGCACACAGCCGGCCGGCCCGGAGCAGGACGCGGAUCGAAGAAGAGCUGGGGUCCUUAAAGCAUCUUUUCCAGGGGCGACGGAGCAGCCGAGCCAACGAGGACGAAGAGGACGACGACACCGAGGACGAGGAGGAGGACGACAACUUAGCCGAGAAGGAGUUCCUCCGCCCAGGAGCUUCUGCAAAGAAGGAAAAGCCGCGCCGUGCCACAAAGGAGCCGGAAGUGGACCUCAAGAGGGAGAUUGUGAAGGCUCUGGCCGGGGGUCAGAAUGCUUCGGACCUCCUGCCUCUCGCCAUGAUGGCCAUGUUGGGAGACGAUCGCCAGCGCAGUCGCCGCGGCCGAGGCGAUCGGGGCGAGGGCAGCAGCCUCCUUGGUGGUUCCUCCUCCGACGAUUCCGACGGCGACCACAAGGCACACAGCAAAGGACUGAGAGCGGUCAGCACCUUGCACAAGCUUCACGAUCGCAUUCAGAAGAACCCUCGCAAGAUCUACUUGACCUACGAGAAGGAGAUCCGGGAAGAACUCGGCAUCGUGCCGGGCCAAAGCUGGACGCUCCGGGACUACAUGCGCAAGCAGCCGUGGGGAAAAUUCAAGGGGAUCUACAGAUGUGCAAUGAUGGAUGUGGCAGCCUACGAGCAGAUAAGGAUGGGGAACCACGAAGUGGCGGCAGCGCAGCUGGUUCAGAACAUGAAAGCCAAACUGCAAUCGGUCUUGCAGGGGGGAGACUGGGCUUCUGCCUGGCUCCUCACCGGCCUGGUGGAUCCGAUGCAGAAGCGGGACUUUGCGGGGACCCGGGAGGAGAUGUCGGUGAUCUCGGGUUACGUGGAGGCCCUGGCCAGCUUGCGCAAGAAGGUCAAGGAAGCCAACGCCAGCACCGCCGGCGAGGACGAGGAGGAGCCAGCGGCCGCGAGACCGAAUUCAAAGUUUCUCAAGUAUCUUUUGUGGUUUGAGGACAUCCAAGGUACCUUGCCGGUACGGACCGGCAACGACGUGCCACUUUUCCCUGCGGUGCUCCCUUUCCCGGAGGCCUCUUUUGUCGAGGAGGUCGCAGGGGACGAGCAAGCUCUACUUUGGUGGGCCAAGGCUUUCGUGAACACGUUUGUGGCCUGGGGCAACUUUGUGGUGCUUGGCUGCCCCGAGUUGGGGAGCCCCGCUUUGGAGCCGCGAGUUUUUCACAGAGGGGAUGUGCAGCAGUACUCUGAGAAGUUGCUCGGCGAGGUGGUUGAAUUCGCUUCUGUUGAGUUGGUUUUCGGGUCUCUUGCUUGUUCAGGCAAAAGGUCUGUCUUGGAGGAGAUGCUCAGACUCAACUUUGCAAGCUAUGGAGUGGGCCAGGUUCCUGCUCCUGCCGGCGCUCUACCUGUGGCUGCCGAGAGGGUGGCUGUGCCAGAGACGGCCGGCAUGGUGGAUCCGCUGGACUGGCUUCCUCCGGGCCAGGCGGCGGUGGUGGAAAAUUUGGAGGAGCUGCGGCUUCCUGAAGCCGCAUGGGGUGAAGUAGUUAUCGCCUGCCACCGGGUGCCACAGGAGCACGAGGCGGCCUUGGCGAGGAAGCUGCUCACCACAGGCAUGGCGCAACUUGUUCUUGAACGGGACUUGCCUCGAACUUCGGCUGGUGACUUGCUUUGCGGGGGUUUGUUCUGUGUCGGAAAAGAUCAGCAGCACGACCGGCUGAUUUACGACAGGAGGCCGGAGAAUCGGACGAUGCCGCACCUCGGCUGGGAAGCUCUGCCCUCGGGAGCAUGCUUUGUGAGAAUGCUUUUGGAACCCCAUGAGUUCGUGCGUGGUUCGGGGGAUGACCUUAAGAAUUUUUACUACAUGCUGAAACUUCCGGCUGGCUGGGUUCGCUUCAAUCCAGUGGGCCGUCGUGUGGCCAAGGAGGUUGUGCGGGAGUUCGGUGGCGACGUUGCUCAGGAUUAUCGGCUCUGCUUUCGGGUCCUGGGGAUGGGUGAUAAGAACGCCUGCUCGAUCGCGCAGGCGACUCACGAGAGCAUCUUGAUGCGCCACGGCCUUCUCAAGGCCGAGCACAAGUUAGUCUAUGGACAGCCCGUGCCUACCAGUGACCUCUGGGAAGGCAUCUACCUAGACGACCUGCUCAUCACCCUGAAGGUUGCGAUGCCCUACGAAAUCCCGCUAGACGGUAGCUUUGUGCCUCCCGAGCCGCAGGACGGGGACCGCGACAUGGUGCAGGCCAAGAAAGCCGAGGUGGCGUAUGAGAACGCAAGGUUGCCCCGAGCAUUGCAAAAAUCGUUCCGUGCCAAGGCGCUCUUCAAAGCUUGGGGCGCGGAGGUCGACGGGAUCAAGGGACGCGUGGGGGCCCCUCUUGAAGUGAGACGGCAACUGUGGAAAUUGAUCGCCCAGCUGCUGGCUUCAGGUCGGGCCUCCAAGGAGGCGCUCGAGAAGCUGGGUGGAUUCGUGGCGUUCGUGUUCCAAUUCAGGCGGGAACUCUUCAGUUUGCUGCACCACUUUUAUGUCUAUGUUGCCAAGCUUGAACCUCAGAAAGUCGUACGGCUACCAGGGUACAUUGCUGAUGAACUUCGUGCUGUUGCUCUGCAUCUCCCGCUGGCUUCUUGGAACAUGCGGUCGCACAUUUCCUCUUCAUUGCUCGCUACAGACGCUACACCUACUUCAGGAGGAGCGGUGCGGGCGAAGAUCGCCCCGGCUCUGGCCUCGGAGCUGUGGCGCCGGUCCGAAAUCAAGGGUGCGGCUGUGAGGCUGGACCCUGGUUCCGAGCAUGUGCUGGAGGCCCCGCCGCUGGAGACGUCCAGGUUUGCCGCCAGCAUCUCUCCAUGUCUCAAUUGGCAGGUUUGCGGGUCGUAUUCUUUCCGGAACACACACCACAUCAAUCUGCAGGAGGGGCGUGCGCUGAAGCGGGAGGUCGUCCGGUUUGCCAGCAACCCAGACAACUUGGAUUCUGUGCAGAUCGCCCUGAAUGAUUCUAUGGUGGUGGUCGGUGCGGUCAGCAAAGGUCGCUCCAGCUCUUUCCGAUUAAAUGGCAUCCUCAGGUCCAUGCUCCCGUUCCUGGCCUUUGGCCGGGUGAGCCUGGCCCUGCUGUGGGUCGAGACCCUGGCAAACUUAGCGGACUGGCCCUCUCGUUUUCGGCCUCUCCCCGCGCCUAGCACGCCCAGGCCUUGGAUGGAGCGCUACGGGAUCACUGCAGCCAGGGCACCAGUAGGCUGGGAAUUGUUCGCGGUUGUCGGGGGCAUCACCUGUACUUAUCGGCGCCGAGGCUGGGCCAUGUUGGAACCGGUGGGUGCCCCGUCACACAUUGGCGUUUUCGACCACGAGGUGGACCGCACACUGUGUGAGGGCGAGGUCGACUGGCUUUGGUUGAGUCCCCCCGGGAAUGCAUUGAUUGGCAGGCCAACCGCGGGCGUCGCCGACAGUGUGCCCCAGGCGGGUUUUCAGUGGCGAUGCUGGGAACGGGCACUUGAGCUAGCGGGCACCUUAGCGGACCAUGGAGGUUACUUCGUGAUCGUGCACCCCUGGGGCAGCAAGGCCUGGCGAAGCAGAAGCACCGAGCUCUUUCUUCGGCGAGAAAAUGUAAAAUUACACCGUUGGGAUGGCUGUGCUUACGCUUUGCCUGACACGCCGGCACCCCAGCAGCCCAUGAUCAUGCUCUCGAAUGCACCGUGGCUGCCCGUGCCUCUACGCCGUUGCUCAAGGGAACACAGGCACAAGGGCCCGGCGCCGCCGGGGUCUCCGACGGAACAGGCCCUUCCUCAGCUCUUUUACCAGGCGGCUCUCUCCUCUGAUUACCGCCGGCACCUUCGCGAGGCAGGGCAGUUCCUUCUUCAGGUGGUGCACCAGCUGGGGGGAGUAUUCACAGAACGUUCGUCACCAGCCUAUGUGGACCGCUUCCUGGAAAAGGCGAUCUGCCAUGCCUAUGACUCGGGGGAGAAACGCUACUGGAUUGUGCUGGGGGUGCUGGGCAUACAAAGGGGACUUCGGAUCGCAGGUCCUUUGUUGAAAAACUCGUGGACCUUACUGCGGGGCUGGCGGCGCUUGGAACCGAUCAAACCUCGGAUCCCACUGCCUUACCACGUCCUGAGGGGGCUGCUGAUCUUCUGCUUGACGCGAGGUCUUCAAUACCGAGGGCAACUUCGAGCAGAAUGGUGGUCGGUGUUCAUUGGCACGUGGCUUGGUUUCUGUGCUCUUCUUCGACCAGGGGAAGUGGACUCGCUUAAGGUCGGAGACCUGCUCUUCCCGGUCGAUGACGAGGUCGGCCAAGGAGCUGCCCUGGUGGUGAAUAUUCGGAACCCUAAGACCAAGCGAGUCUGGAAUCACCAAUUUGCUCUGGCUGAGGAAAAGGACCUGAUGCUGUGGCUAAAGUGGUGGUGCAAGGAUCGCUCCCGGAGGCAACGAUUGCUGAUGAUAGGCAAACGUCGUUGGGCUGUGCUUUUCAAACAGGCUCUGGAAGAGAUGCACCUCGGCACCUGCGGGUUCACACUUGGAUCCCUACGGGGCGGCGGGGCAACCUACCACUUUCGAGUCCACCGGAACAUUGGUCAGCUUCAGUAUGCAGGUCGUUGGGCCCGGGCGGAAACACUGAGGCACUACUUGCAGACGGCCCUCUCGAUUCAGGUUGUCUCUCAGGCCCCAGCAGAAGCCACGAGGAUUCUCGACCGAUUGCGUGCACAUGCUGACUACUUGCAAAUGCCUCCGCUUGAUGAUCUCACAGAGCUGUUAGCUAGCUGA